Molecule: messenger RNA, 1151 nt
Organism: Condylura cristata (star-nosed mole)
Lineage: Eukaryota; Metazoa; Chordata; Mammalia; Eulipotyphla; Talpidae
Gene: NKX2-5
Product: NK2 homeobox 5
Exons: 2
Coding region: 180-1151 (323 amino acids)
Biological process (GO): regulation of transcription by RNA polymerase II; cell differentiation
Cellular component (GO): nucleus
Molecular function (GO): RNA polymerase II cis-regulatory region sequence-specific DNA binding; DNA-binding transcription factor activity, RNA polymerase II-specific
Source: RefSeq, a predicted model, not a curated record
CCUGGUCCCGCCUCUCCUGCCCCUUGUGCUCCGCACUACCUGCCGCCGGGCCACAUCCCGAGCUGGAAGGCGGGUGCGCGGGUGGCUAGCGGGCACCAUGCGGGGAGGCUGCCAAGGAUCGUGGGCAGCGCUGCUCUCUGCUGCCCACCUGACGCUGUGACAAGACGCUCGCUGCCACCAUGUUCCCCAGCCCUGCGCUCACGCCCACGCCGUUUUCGGUCAAAGACAUCUUGAACCUGGAGCAGCAGCAGCGCAGCCUGGCCGCGGGGGAGCUCUCCGCGCGCCUGGAGGCCACCCUGGCACCCGCCUCCUGCAUGCUGGCCGCCUUCAAGCCCGAGGCCUACGCGGGGCCGGAGGUCGCAGCUCCCGGCCUCUCUGAGCUGCGCACAGAGCUGGGCCCCGCACCGUCGCCUGCCAAGUGCUCGCCUGCCUUCCCUGCCACCCCCGCCUUCUAUCCGCGUGCCUAUGGCGACCCUGACCCAGCCAAGGACCCUCGAGCCGAUAAGAAAGAACUGUGCGCGCUGCAAACGGCGGUGGAGCUGGAGAAGUCGGAGGCUGACAGCGCCGAGCGACCCCGCGCGCGAAGGCGGAGGAAACCGCGCGUGCUGUUCUCGCAGGCGCAAGUCUACGAGCUGGAGCGGCGCUUCAAGCAGCAGCGCUACCUGUCCGCUCCCGAGCGUGACCAGCUUGCCAGCGUGCUGAAGCUCACGUCCACACAGGUCAAAAUCUGGUUCCAGAACCGUCGCUACAAGUGCAAGCGACAGCGGCAGGACCAGACUCUGGAGCUGGUGGGACUGCCCCCGCCGCCCCCGCCGCCCGCGCGCCGGAUCGCGGUGCCGGUGCUGGUGCGCGACGGCAAGCCCUGCCUCGGGGACUCGGCGCCCUAUGCGCCUGCCUACGGCGUGGGCCUGAACGCCUAUGGCUAUAACGCCUACCCCGCUUACCCAGGUUACGGCGGCGCGGCCUGCAGUCCCGGCUACAGCUGCGCGGCCGCUUACCCGGCCGCGCCACCCCCCGCGCAGACGGCUUCGGCCGCUGCCAACAACAACUUCGUGAACUUCGGCAUUGGGGACUUGAACGCGGUGCAGAGCCCUGGGAUUGCGCAGGGCAACUCCGGAGUGUCCACGCUGCAUGGCAUCCGAGCCUGGUAG